Messenger RNA from Saxophila tyrrhenica, 768 nucleotides. RefSeq lists its product as uncharacterized. The transcript has 3 exons. The record is from RefSeq and is a predicted model, not a curated record. Lineage: Eukaryota; Fungi; Ascomycota; Dothideomycetes; Mycosphaerellales; Extremaceae. The coding region runs from base 1 to 768 and encodes 255 amino acids.
AUGGAGCAUAACCACAACGACAACCAUGAGCACGAGGAGAUGGAUCCUGGCAUCAUGUACGAGCAACAAUGGGUCAAAGACCUCGUUCAAAAGCUGCAACAAGAAAUCGUCGUUUUGGCCAACAAAGGUUGGUUAGGCCUGGACGAUUCAAAAAGUCAGCGUGUCCUUGACUACGCCUGCGGACACGGCACCAUCUCGCUGGCGCUCCUCGAAGCCUUCCCAUCAGCAACCUUCCAAGGCCUCGACAGCCAUCCAGCACAAGUCCAACGAUUCAACGACGAAGCUCAGAAAGCUCUCGAACCUGGCUCUUCUCAAUCACGCAUGUGGGCUAAGGUAGGCGACCUCUCAACCUCCCCUGCCAAAGACUUUGAGACGGAGGAGUGGUUCGACUUCGACGCCAUCAUCAUGAGCAUGGCGCUUCACCACGUCAAAGACCCGCUCCAGAUGUUGAGGCAGCUCAAGAAGCGGCUCAGGAGGGGAGGGACACUUGUGAUUAUCGAGUUCCACGGCGCUGAGCACAGGAAGCACGAUCAUUAUGGGAGGCAAGAUUCCGGGAAUGAUGAGAUGGAGAUGAUCUAUGCCCCAGGAGGCCAGAAGAUAUGGCCUGGUCUGAAUAAGAGCUGGCUUGACCAAGCCCUGGCAGACGCGGGUUUCGAUAAGGCUUCCAUCGACAUCGUUCCGGGUCCGACAUUCACGAUACCGGAGGAGUUGUCGCAACACUCUCACGGCGGUGAGAAGCAGUUGGUCUUCGCCAAAGCUGUGGCGUGA